UUGCUACAGUCGCGACUUCGUCUGACGCGCUCUGCGCUGCCUCCAACUCGUGCUCACAGACACGACCGCUUGCUGAGGAGUUUCAGCGUGUCCUUUUCUAAAGUUGAGGCUUCGUCUUUGGGCAACUCACCGUCGGGCUCUAAGCGAUUCCGCCAGCACGUGAACCCACUCUCUAUGACCUACCGCCAACCCGUGGAGCUGCCCGAGUGGACGCAAUGCUUCGCAGACACUUUAUUGCCCAUACACCUGGACAUUGGCUGUGCUCGGGGUAAAUAUUUGAUGGAUGUGGCGGAGUCUCAAGCAUCCGAGCGGAAUUUCGUCGGCGUCGAGAUACGUCGCAAUGUGCUACGAGAAGCAGAGCGAGAGUCUAAGCAGCGAGGACUCCGCAAUUUGGCCUUCGUGCAUGGCAACAUGAACUUCCACCAGACAACGUUGCUGCAAUCUCUACCUGGUCCUGUUACAAGCGUGUCUAUCUUCCAUCCGGAUCCGUGGAUGAAGAAGCGCCAUAUCAAGCGGCGACUAGUGACGGAGGAGUUUGUGAAAGAGAUGGCCACACAUUUGCCAAAUGGCACGCCGAUCUACGUGCAGACGGACGUCGAGGAACUAUUCGAGUACAUGGUGGAGGUUUUCGAGAUGUCGAGAUUUUACAGCUUUGAUACCUUGUCUAUGAACCCGCUAGGAAUCCCCACAGAUAGAGAGAAAUUUGUCUGUAACGAAGGGGGAGACAUCUACCGAGUCAAGUUCAUCGUGGACAAAUUAGAAGAUGGAAAGGAUUCCUGA
Phytophthora infestans T30-4 is the source of this 780-nucleotide messenger RNA. Its product is annotated as tRNA (guanine-N(7)-)-methyltransferase, putative. The coding region runs from base 175 to 780 and encodes 201 amino acids. Gene Ontology annotation, cellular component: tRNA methyltransferase complex. The record is from RefSeq and is a predicted model, not a curated record. The transcript has a single exon. Gene Ontology annotation, molecular function: tRNA (guanine(46)-N7)-methyltransferase activity. NCBI's taxonomy places the organism in Eukaryota, Oomycota, Peronosporomycetes, Peronosporales, Peronosporaceae. Gene Ontology annotation, biological process: RNA (guanine-N7)-methylation; tRNA methylation.